UAAUCUUUGAAAACCUUUUUUUUUUUUUUUUUUUAUAACAGAAGUAUCAGAAGAAAUCUUUCGAGGACUUCUUCAGAGAGAGCCAGAGCUAAUUAAACAAAAAAAUAAGAAUGGAGCUUCGGCAUUUCAUUUCUGGGCAUAUUAUGGUAAAAUUUGGCCAUUCAAAAUUCUCUUAGAUUGUAAGGAUAUCAUCCAAGAUGUGAAUAAGAUUUUCACAUACUUUGUAUCUUCAACAAAUAGUUAUGGUGGCAAUCCAUUACACGACUAGGCUAGAUAUGCCCCGUGUACAGAAGAUGCUACAAAAAUUGCAGAAUUGCUGAUAGAUAUUUACAAAAAAGAAUCACCAAGCCUUUCAAAUAAUCAACAUCCUUGGUUAAUGGAUGAAAAUGGAGAUACACCUUUGUCAUUGGCCAUAGCCCAUAAGAAUGAAAAGUUAGCAAUAUAUUUGUUGUCUGUGGAUGAAAAUGUAGUUAUCGAAAGUAAGAAGAAUGUUCUAUUCUUGGCUGUCGAGGCUCAAUGUCAUACAGUUGCCGAAGAGAUAUUGAAGAUAAUCGAUAACAAAGGUCGAACUCAACUUCUUACGAAUCAUCAAAAGCUCAAUAUCUUGCAUCUUGCUCCAUUAUGCACAGAAAACUUUAUUGCAAAACUAAUGGACAAACAUCCAGAAUUAAUCAAAGGAGUAGAUAAAGAAGGAUCUACAAUAGUUCAUAGUUGGAUAAAAAGUGACAAAGAAUGGCUAUUUAAGUUCAUAUUAGAGAGCAAGUGGAAAGAUCAGUUUGUAAAACUUAUUAAUGUUAAGGAUUACAAUUAUCAAAACAAUCCUUUUCAUGUUGCUGCAACUACCACUCAUGAAGCAACAAACCAGAUUGUACCACUCCUUGUUGAAGCUUACAAAAAACACAACCUUAUUUGGAGAGUAUAUCCUAUCUAUCAAUUGCCAUGGUUUGAAAUGAAUAAAGAUUACGAAGGGCCUCUACACUUGGCAUUACGCAACAAACGUGAAGAUCUUGGACUAUACAUAUUGUCACUACUCCUGGAUGAUCAAAUUAUGGAUGAACUGCUAGAUAAUUACAAGCCAGAGCACGCUAUGUUGUUUCUUGCCAUACAAAACAAUUGCUCUGAAGUAGCCAAAGACAUAUUGGGAAAUUUGGAUAAGAGAAGCAGGACCAAAUAUCUAAAAGAUUCCUCAACUGGUUGGAAUAUAUUGCAUCUUGCUACAAGGUUAACAGAUGAAGGAUUUGGGACAUCGCUAGUUAAUGAAGCACCAGAGUUCAUCACCGAACAGGAUAACAAUAAACAAUCACCUUGGGAUACAGCAUAUGAAACUGGUUGUGCAUGGUUUAUAAAAGCUGUACUGAAAAAGGACCCGUCUGUAUUCAAUAGAGCACCCUUGGCUUGGAUUAAAGCAUGUGAGCACGGUCAUGUCCCAGCUCUUCUUGCCUUCAUCGAACAUAAUCCGAGAGCGUUUCGAUAUCUUUGUAUUGAAAAAAAGGAUUCUCCUUUACAUCAUAUAAAACUUACAAGUUUAAUAGACUAUGAAGAUUUUCUCAAGAAUCCAUACAACAUGGAGGAUCUAAUUAAUCUUCAAGAUUCUCAAGGUGUAACACCUUUACACAAAGCAAUACAAGAUGACAACUUAUUCUUGACUGAAACUUUACUCAGCAUUGAUAAGAUCAACUAUGACAUCAAGGAUGAUGGAAAUAAUUCUGCCAUAGAUCUAUUGGCUCAGAAAUGCGCUGGCAACCAGGCAUGGGAAGAAAUGUGCCAAAGAAUCGUGUUUAAUCCAUGGAUAAAAACAUCAUACUUCCAGCGUAAGACCAAUUUGUUAGAAGUGCGAAAUUCACUAUUUGUGGUGGCGGCUCUAUUAGCCACUAUUACAUUUACUGCUGGUUUUACUCUUCCGGGCGGAUUAAAUCAAGAAAGCGGGGAAGCACUUUUAGCCAAGAAGGUCGCAUUUUUGGUAUUUUUGAUGUCUAAUGCAUUGGCUAUGUGUACUUCCAUGUUGGUUUUGAUUUGCCUUGUAUGGUCUAUGGUCCAAGAUUCGAGUAAUUCGUUCAUUUCAUUGUUAUUGAUUAAUCGUAGCAUGGUGUUACUCAUGGUAGUGUUUUACUCCACUAUAUUAGCAUUUAUGACUGGGGUCUAUGUGGUUAUAUACCCAAAGGUUCUUUGGGCAGCCAUCAUAAUCAUCAUAAUGUGCUCUCUUAUUGGAGUUUCGGCGAACAGAACCCUCUUGUACAAAGUGUUAUUGAUCUCUUCAGCAAAGAAGAAGCAAAAUUAGAGAGAUCCAAUGUAUCUGCUUGAAUUGGGUAAAGCUUUUCCGUGUUGCGUAGGCAGUAGCAGGGCCAGAAAGUUGAGUGAAUUGAAGCAACAAAUAAAUUCAAUAAAAUUCUUGUAGUUAUUGGCUUAAAAUAUUCUUGUGGUGUUUAGCACUUAUCAUGAGUACUUAUUACAUGAUGCAUUGUCAAAGUUACUCAUUGCUAUUUAAAGUGGUGCAGUUUUUGAAAGCAAAGAAUUUUAUUUUAUUUUUAACAGGACAAAGAAGUAUGAGUAUUAUUUGAGACAUUCUUAGUGAAAUGAAAACCAAAAUAAUGUCUUCUAAUUAAGUGAAUUGAGUGACAUUUUUUUUUUUAAAGAAUUUUUAUGAGAUUUGGGCACCUAAGAAUGUUGUGGGAGGUUAUUUAAGAACUAUGUAGUACAAUAGUCAUAAUACAGACACAAGUUGUUGAACCACACACUUGUAUUACUUGAGCAGUUUAGCUUAUGCACAGUAAAGCAAGGGGAAAAUCAGCUCAGUAAUUAAUUGAAAAACUAUAAAGCUUUGAAAGGGGAAAAAAAACAAAAAUAGGACUUUUGGAGUAGAAAAUAGUUCCAUUUGUUCUUUAACUAGUCCAACAACUAACCCUAAUUUUGUUGUGAUAUCCAUAUGUUAAUACCUAGCUUGAUUAUAAAAGUUAAGGACAACUUGAUUGUAGCAAGCUGUGAAAUUUAGUUUAUUGUAGGCAAUUAGGUGUUCAGCUUGACAAUGUUGCAGGAGAAGGGAAAGUUAAGGACAACAAAGUAGAAAAACGAAACUUUUCCUCAAAGAAAAAAAAAAUUAAAAAAAAUGGUAGAAAAACAAACUUAAGAAAUGGGUGAGGCCUGAUAGGAAGCUGAGUGAAAUAAAAAAAAA
Messenger RNA from Chenopodium quinoa (quinoa), 3169 nucleotides. RefSeq names its product protein ACCELERATED CELL DEATH 6-like. Bases 377 to 2278 code for a protein of 633 amino acids. NCBI's taxonomy places the organism in Eukaryota, Viridiplantae, Streptophyta, Magnoliopsida, Caryophyllales, Amaranthaceae. The record is from RefSeq and is a predicted model, not a curated record. Gene Ontology annotation, cellular component: plasma membrane. The transcript has 5 exons. Gene Ontology annotation, molecular function: protein phosphatase regulator activity; protein phosphatase 1 binding.